Phanerochaete carnosa HHB-10118-sp is the source of this 399-nucleotide messenger RNA. RefSeq lists its product as uncharacterized. NCBI's taxonomy places the organism in Eukaryota, Fungi, Basidiomycota, Agaricomycetes, Polyporales, Phanerochaetaceae. The record is from RefSeq and is a predicted model, not a curated record. The transcript has 3 exons. Bases 1 to 399 code for a protein of 132 amino acids.
AUGACUUGCCAAUCAAAGAACUUGCAACAUGUAGGUAAAACAUUCUCUCCUAACAAGGUGCAACUGGUGCAACCAGAAGUUCUAAUUAUAGGACAGCACUAUACACCUCAAGAGUGGCUUUCAGAUAAGCAAAAGAUUGAGAAGAUCUUGAGCUGGCCACCUCUGAAGACAUCUAAGAAUGUAUGCAGAUUUCUAGAACUAUGCAGUACUGUUUAUAGUGUGGUAGAAUUCAUCUUAUUCCAGGUGGAUGAGAAGAGAAGGAAGAGAUCUGCGCAGUAUAAAUCUAUACUUAUGAAUGAUAGAGAAUCAAGGUGCUUCCAGCCUAAGCUAGAGCUGUAUGGGCUCUUUCAGACUUUGAGAGCCUAUAGACUCUAUAUCAUUGGAGCCAAAAAGCUGUGA